Messenger RNA from Zophobas morio, 1913 nucleotides. RefSeq lists its product as uncharacterized. The transcript is spliced from 12 exons. Lineage: Eukaryota; Metazoa; Arthropoda; Insecta; Coleoptera; Tenebrionidae. The record is from RefSeq and is a predicted model, not a curated record. Bases 117 to 1913 code for a protein of 598 amino acids.
UGGAUAAAAAGCCGAGAUACGUUUAUUUUUUAACCGAAAGUCAAAAAUAUGUUUUUCCGUGUCUCUCGGUUUCUAAAACUGAUUUUGAAGUUGGGAAACUUUCAACCACGCAAUUUAUGAGGAAUUCAAAAAGUUCACCACUAUAUAUAUAUUUUACAAUAAACUCUUUUAUGGAAGAACAACUUUUGUUAAAUAAUGAGUUGGUUACCUGGAAAGUGGACUUUGAUGGAGUAGAUGCGACUCCGCUUCGCUCUUUUUAUACAUUUCUUAAUGAAUUAACUUUGCAACUUCCACAAAUUAACUUUUCUGAAUUACUCCAUCUUUGUGUUAUCCCGCAUUAUUAUUCUUUUGAAGAACUCGAGUCUCAAAAAAAUUUCUUUGAAAAUCUAAAUUCCAUUUUUAAAAAUUACUCACAAUUUAACGAAAACUUGAACACUUCCUUUCCAGCUCUCCAGAAUGUUUUACCACCAUUUUCUGAGCCCCACUCCUUUUACCACUUUUCGAUGCAGUACAACCCCGAUUCUGGUUCACUUUUAGGAGACUUGCUGAUUAAAAGAGCUUUGCAAGAUGAAAAAGAGUUUCAUAGCAUACCUGACCUCGCUCCUCUCAUUUCUGGAGCGUUCAGUUUACUAUUAACGGAUCUGAUCAAUGCGGAUACUCGCUAUGAGCAUCGCAUCUACACGCGCUUUACUCUAAUGCUGUGCUACUUCCAGCUUCGCGUUGACCAUAAAAAAACACAUGGGAACUUCCCUCAUAAUUCCGGACAGCUGUCCGAAUUUCCAUAUAUAGCCACUGUCGUAACGGGCAAUCGCGCACACUUGGAGCUCCUCCUUAAGUUUUCCUCUGAAGUCAUGAACGAGCACGUGAGUCGUUCGAAAGUGCUGAGCAUGUUUUUUAAGACUAUUGAUAGUAUUUUUCCGAAUUUUACUGCGGAAUUAAUGGAUGAAACGUUUCCCAAUUUGACUAUUUCCGGGCGCCUCGCCUUGCCCAAAGCUUUAGGCUACAAAGCCCAUCUACUGGUGCAGCUCCCUUGUGUCCGGUUCGUUCACUUACAUUCCAGAGAAGGGCUUCAGGAUGAUUUUGAUUGGAGGGACACUCUAAAAAAUACGGAGUUUGAUUUGCUAAUAGAAAAGUGCCAGCUGCGUGAAUUUUUGGGGGUUAUUCAACUACUUUCGCACAAUAAAAAUUAUUUAUUGGCUGAAGGAGGCCAGCGUUUCCUCGACAUUGUGGGCCUAUCAGUUCGUCAUAACGAUCAGUUGGUUCCGUUUUACGUUUCUGAGUGCGCAACGGGCGCCGAAUAUUCUACAAAGUCCUUACUUUUUACUUCGAGAUUGUAUUAUUCUGACGUCACAACAACAGCAAGAGAUAUAACUGAAAAUCUUUAUAUUAAAGCGCUAUUUUGCAUAUUGUUUGUGUUAUGCUUGAGCUUACUUUGUUCUUAUUUUUUUCUCGGCUACGCAAUUCACCUCCUCACACUGACGGAGCCGAGAUUGCGCGUGUUCGUUCCCAUCCGCACGAGAAGGCUGACGUUAUACAGACCAGUACUUGCGCCAGCCAACGUCUUACUUGGCCUCAUCUCUAUUAUUUCAGUACUCAUCGGAUAUCAGUUUCAAUUCUUAAUUCGACGGAGAACCGCACCAAAUAAUAAUAAUAGUAAUACUAACAAUAGUAGUACUUUUACUAAUAAUAAUGGCGAUAGAGACAGUAAUAGUUAUAAUAGUAAUCAUAAUAAUAUAGAAAAUAGUGAUAAUAAUAGUAACAACUCGAGCAAUUUAGUAGGUAAUAGUAAUAGUAAUAGUAGCAGUGAAAGUAAUAAUCAAAUUCAUAAUAACAAUGGAAGUAUUAAUUAUAAUAACGAGAACAACGAUAAAAAAUUUUAUGAGAAUAACUGCAACAAUUCUAAUGUCGAUUAA